AUGAGGAAAAUAAUGAAAAUACCCUUUGAAGGAAUUAUAGGUAUAGUACUUAUUCCUUUUUUUGGGUUUGAAAUAAGAGAAAUGAUUAUUCUGUUAAGCAUAAUGUGUACUAUUUAGAUGGCUGUACUCUUCUCUUUUAAAUUAAAUGAAUAAAGGUAUUUACAAAUGAAUUUGAGUUAUACUAUGGGUUUAGCAAUAUUUUUUGUGGAGUGUGCAGUGAAACUUUAAAAUUUCAGCGUUUUUAUUCUCCAUUUUAUAUGUAUUGAAAUAGGACAAGAAAGAGUAAAAAAAGAAUUGUAGUAAAAACUCACUAUUUUAAUUAAUUUAUAUGCUUUAAUAAGAUUUUGCAGUUGGAAUUCACAUGAUUUAUAUGUCUUUAUUGGAGGUAUUUCAUUACUGUUAAUUCUUCUUUAUAUUAUAUGGAUUAAUCACUAAAAAUAAGAUAUAGAACCUUAGACAUCAUAUUUAAAAGCUUAUGAGAAAUCAAUUUUAAAUAUUGUACAAACUCCAGAAUAUAAAAAAUAAUAAUUCCAUUCAUCAACAACAAGUUUAUAAUAAGAAUUGUAAGAAUGUUCACAUUUCUUUAAUUUAAUACCUGAUCCUUUGGUUUUGCUUAUGGCAUAAGAUUUAGCCAUUUAUUUUUGUAAUUCAGCAACUUUAGAAUUAUUUAAGAUAAGUGAAACAUCUAAUUUUAAAACUUGUUUAGAAUAAUUAUCUGAAGUUGUUUCUACAUAGGCUAAACCAGAUAUUAGAGAUCCAAGAGAUUCAUUUCCAUCUUUUUAAAGUUUUUAAUAAACUUUCCAGUAAUGCAAAAUAUCCAAUAACCGUUAAUCUAAAGAAGAAAUAGAAUUAAAUGUAAUUGAAUUCAUUUAUAUUAGUAAAUAUUGAAUGAUUUAAGAAACAUUAAAUAAAAUAAAAGAUUUUUUUAGGUUUUAAAGAAUAGUCCUAAUAAUACUUUAUUUAUUGGAAGUUAUUUGGGUAAUUGGUAUGAAAAUAAUGGAUGUGCAGAUUUGGAGUAACCAAAAAAACGUUUAUUAGAAAUUAAUGCACAUGCUACUUUAGUUGAUGAUAAAUUAAUGAUUUUAUUAUAAAUAAGAGAUGUUACUCAUAGAGAUUAUAUAAAAUCAAUGUAAAAAUAAUACUAAGUUAAAUCAAGUAUUAUUUCAUUUGUUAGUCAUGAAUAUAGAACUCCACUUAAUUCAAUAAUUUAGUUUAUUUCAGCUUUAUAAGAUGAAAGAAAUCCAAAUAUUUAAAGUAAGUACAUCAAAAUUUCAUUAUUAAAUUGUAAAUAUUUACUUAACUUAUCAAAUGAUUUAUUAGAUUUUGCAUAAUUAAAAGUAGGUAAAUUUUCAAUCAAUCCUAUAUAAAUGGAUCUAAAAAAAUUGAUUGAAGAAUGUAUGGAAUUAUUUAAUUUGGAAGCUAAUUUAAAAAAAAUUAAUCUAUCUUUAAAUUAUCGAAAAAGUAUUCCAAGAUUGGUGAAUAAUGAUCCUAAUAGAAUUAGAUAAAUAAUAAUUAAUCUUCUUGGAAAUGCUUUUAAAUAUACUUUAUAAGGAUAUAUAGAAAUUAAUGUUUCAAAUUAUCAUACUAGUUCUUUAAAAAUAGAAAUUCAUGAUACAGGAUUAGGUAUAAAGGAAGAACAUAAAGAAAGACUCAUAUAGUCUUUUGCAAAAGUAGAAGAUUAAGAAAGUAAAAAGUUGAAUCCUUAAGGUGUAGGAUUAGGAUUAAUUAUUAGUAAUAUGAUUGCUAGAAAUUUAAAUUUUAAUGAAAAAGGAUUAUAAUUUUAAUCAGAAUAUUAAAAUGGAUCAUCUUUUUGGUUUUAUAUAUCUAAAAAUAUUUCAGAAUCAGAAAUUUAGGAAGAAUCAGAAGAUAUUGAUGAAGAAAGUCCAGAAAGAAGAUAAUCCUUAUGGAGAUACAAUAAUAUUAAAUCAUAACAUAUAAAUAAAUGUCAAUGUGCUAAUAUAUUGAUUGUUGAUGACAAUGCAUUUAAUAUAGAAGUUCUUAAAUUCUUAAUUUUAAAAAUAAAUUCAUCUCUUAAAUUAGAAUAUUCUUUAGAUGGUCAUACUGCUAUUUAAAUGGUAAAAUCUAAUAGAUGUAAUAAUUGUAAUGGUUAUGAUUCAAUAUUUAUGGACAUAGAUAUGCCUACAAUGAAUGGCAUCUAAGCUACCUCUAUUAUAAAAAAAUAAUAUCCAAAUAUUCAAAUUAUAGGAUGUUCAGCUUAUGCCAAAUAAGAAGAAGAAAAUUUAGCAAUUUAAAAUGGAAUGGAUGGAUAUUUAGUUAAACCAGUAUAAAUUGAAUAGCUUAAAAAUUACUUAAAACUAGAACUUUGA
Messenger RNA from Paramecium pentaurelia, 2327 nucleotides. Lineage: Eukaryota; Ciliophora; Oligohymenophorea; Peniculida; Parameciidae. The record is from the annotation of a GenBank genome assembly.